AUGAAUCGCUACACAUUUCUCUCCACCACUUUCGUUCUCGCCAUUGCUGUUUACUCUCUGAAUAUACCACCAUUAUCAACGAAGAAACUAGUGGUGGAUUUAAUAGUCAAGAAUGGUGUUAUUUUCACUGGCAAUUCUUCUUUACACCUCGCCGAUUCUAUGGCUAUUCAAAACGAUAGGAUUCUUCGCAUUGGCAAUUACUCGUCUCUUCAGGACUUGGUAGGGAUUGGAACUAAAGAGGUGAAUGUUGAAGCAAAAGUUGUGGUUCCUGAAUUUAUUGAUUCUCAUGUCCACUUUAUUUCUGGGGGCUUCGGGUACUAUAUUAAAUAUCCUCGAUCGUCUACGGCUCGUGUUUGCAGAGAAGGGAACGGCUAA
Molecule: messenger RNA, 375 nt
Organism: Dovyalis caffra
Lineage: Eukaryota; Viridiplantae; Streptophyta; Magnoliopsida; Malpighiales; Salicaceae
Source: the annotation of a GenBank genome assembly